AUGGCGAUGCUUAUGAUGGAACAUUCGGAGCCGGCGAUGCAACUGGAGAAUCAGCUGUUUGCCUUGCCGGCUACUCUUACGGACCGUUGGCGUACAGAGCACGAAAAACUCAACCCCACAACAAUUUUGACCGAUAACGGAUCAGCCGGCGACAUCAAUUUUUUCAUUCCACCUAGUACGGCAGGUUUGCUCAGCCUAGCCGAUAUGAUGCUUGAAAUAGAGGUCGGUAUUAAAGUACGCAAGACGACCGGGGAUUGGGAGUUGGUAACUGCUGAAGAUGGAGUUGCACCAGUUAAUAAUUUCCUACACUCGUUGUUUUCAUCCUGUCACGUUACGGUCGCCAACCGCUUGAUCUCGGACGCGGCAACAUUCUACCCGUACCGUGCCUACUUUGAAUCAUUACUGUCAUACGCUAGAGAAGCCCAGGACAGCCAGCUAACUUCCGCUGCAUUCUACUUAGAUACGCCCGCUAAAUUCAACGACGAAGCUCUCAACAAAGGUGAAAAAAACCGCAAAGCAUUGUUUCAAACAGGACAAUACGUGCAGCUGUCCGGUAAGCUAUUUUCCGAUCUAUUUGAUCAGAGCAAACCUUUGUGCACGGGUGUACCACUGAACAUACGUCUAGUGGUGAGUCGACCGGAAUUCGCGUUGCGUACGUGGGAUAAAGAUGCAACCAAAUCGUUUAAGCCGUUUAUUCGGAAUGCUCGACUAGCCGUGCGGCGAUAUAUACCUUCACCUGAUUUUCUAACAGCAGUUGCGGGAGAGUUAUUGAAAAAAACAGUCAAAUAUCACAUUGAGCGUGUGGUAAUGCGUGUGUCUGAUAUUCCCCAGAAAACGCAAAGCACCGUGAUUAGUAAUCUUCAAAUCGGACAAAUUCCUAAAGUUGUCUUUAUCGGAUUUGUCGACAGUGAAGACUUUCAUGGCACCCUAAAGAAAAAUCCCUUUAACUUUCAACACUUCGGUAUUACGCAGAUCAGUGUCGAAGUCGACGGACAAAGCUAUCCAACAAAACCGUACAUGUGCGAUUUCGAGCGCAAUAUGUCGUUGGAAUGCUAUGAUGGAUUGCUGGACACGUUGGGACAUCGACCCAGUUUACAAAAUGGAUUGCCUUUUGACCGUACCGAAUACAACCAAGGGUUCACCAUAUUCGGAUUUGAUUUGACACCAGGACACACUGGUCGUGGCCCACUAACGCUGAUAAAGCAAGGCAAUCUAAGUGUAUCGGUAGCCUUCAGUAAACCGUUGAGUUCAACGAUUAUGAUGGUUUGCAUGUUAAUAUAUGACAGCAUUAUUGAGAUAAUCAGCACCGGCAAUUAA
Paramacrobiotus metropolitanus is the source of this 1317-nucleotide messenger RNA. RefSeq lists its product as uncharacterized. Lineage: Eukaryota; Metazoa; Tardigrada; Eutardigrada; Parachela; Macrobiotidae. The record is from RefSeq and is a predicted model, not a curated record. The transcript has a single exon. The coding region runs from base 1 to 1317 and encodes 438 amino acids.